Molecule: messenger RNA, 3374 nt
Organism: Trichechus manatus latirostris (Florida manatee)
Lineage: Eukaryota; Metazoa; Chordata; Mammalia; Sirenia; Trichechidae
Gene: CRAT
Product: carnitine O-acetyltransferase
Exons: 14
Coding region: 523-2430 (635 amino acids)
Biological process (GO): carnitine metabolic process, CoA-linked
Cellular component (GO): peroxisome
Molecular function (GO): carnitine O-acetyltransferase activity
Source: RefSeq, a predicted model, not a curated record
CAGCAUGGUUUGUGUUUUCCUGCAAUUAUAAGAGUAACGCUCAAGGACACCAAAUGGGCUGGGAGGGGUGCACGCCACUGCCUCCAACAGCUUAAUCUAGAAGAGUGCAGUCGGCAUUUGGAGGUGGGGGAGAGAAAGCUGGACAGUGGCCUCCACUUUGCCCCUAUAGCCGGUUUCCAGCGCUUGGCAGGAUUUCACAACCGCUAACUGCCCCCUUGGCCCCGCCCCCGGGGCUGGCCGCGCCGGGAGCUGUGGCCUCGCCCCUGGGCUCGCGGCUAGCCGCCAGGGGUCCGCACCAGACGAGAGGCCCCGCCCCGCGAGUCCACCUUCCGCCGGGUCGCGCUCCCGCCUGCACGGUCCGGUGGGUGGGCGCGGGGUCGCCUCUACCCAUUGGCGGCAGUGACUCGGCGACCUUGGGCCGGCUGCCCUAGCGGGGACCCACCCGCCACAGCUGCGGCGGCGGCGCGGACUUGGACCAGCGCGGGGGACGGUGCGGACUAUUUGUUCGCGGCAGGCGGCAAGAUGUUGUCCUUCGCCGCAGGCGGCAAGAUGUUGUCCUUCGCCGCCAGGACCAUGGUGAAGCCCCUAGGCUUCCUCAAGCCUAGCUCCCUGACAAAGGUUUCCGGCCGCUUCAAGGCACACCAGGAUGCACUGCCCCGGCUGCCUGUACCUUCACUCCAGCGGUCUCUGGACCAUUACCUCAAGGCACUGCAGCCCAUUGUGAGUGAGGAGGAGUGGACUCUAACCAAGCAGCUGGUGGAUGAGUUUCGGGCCCCAGGGGGCGUUGGGGACCGCCUGCAGAAGGGGCUGGAGCGCAGAGCCAAGAAGAUGGAGAACUGGCUGUCCGAGUGGUGGCUCAAGACAGCCUACCUCCAGUACCGCCAGCCUGUGGUCAUCCACUCUAGUCCUGGUGUGGCGCUGCCCAAGCAGGACUUUGUGGAUCUGCAGGGUCAGCUCCGGUUUGCUUCUAAACUCAUCGAGGGUGUUUUGGAUUUCAAGGCCAUGAUUGACAAUGAGACCCUGCCCGUGGAGUACCUGGGAGGGAAGCCGCUGUGCAUGAACCAGUACUAUCAGAUCCUGUCCUCCUGCCGCAUGCCAGGCCCCAAGCAGGACUCAGUCAUCGACUUCAGCAAGACCAAGAAGCCACCCAUGCACAUCACUGUGGUGCACAACAACCAGUUUUUUGAGCUGGACGUAUACCACAGUGAUGGGACACCCUUCACCUCGGAUCAGAUCUUCACACAGCUGGAGAAAAUCUGGAACUCAUCAUUGCAGACCAACAAGGAACCUGUGGGCAUCCUCACUUCCAACCACCGCAACUCCUGGGCCAAGGCAUACAACACGCUCAUCAAAGACAAGGUAAACCGGGAGUCAGUGCGGUCCAUCCAGAAGAGUAUCUUCACCGUGUGCCUGGACGCGCCCAUGCCCCGGGUCUCAGAAGAUGUGUACCGCAGCCACGUGGCUGGCCAGAUGCUGCAUGGCGGCGGCAGCAAGCUCAACAGUGGCAACCGCUGGUUCGACAAGACACUGCAGUUCAUCGUGGCAGAAGACGGCUCCUGUGGGCUUGUAUACGAGCACGCAGCUGCAGAGGGGCCCCCCGUCAUCGCUCUUGUAGACCACGUCAUUGCGUUCACGAAGAAACCCGAGUUUGUGAGGUCUCCCAUGGUGCCCCUGCCCAUGCCCAAGAAGCUGCGGUUCAACAUCACCCCAGAGAUCAAGAGCGACAUUGAGAAGGCCAAGCAGAACCUUAGCAUCAUGAUCCAGGACCUCGACAUCACGAUGUUAGUAUUCCACCACUUUGGAAAGGACUUCCCCAAGUCAGAGAAGAUGAGCCCAGACGCCUUCAUCCAGAUGGCCCUGCAGCUGGCCUACUACAGGAUCUAUGGGCAGGCAUGUGCCACAUAUGAAAGCGCCUCCCUGCGCAUGUUCCACCUGGGCCGCACAGACACCAUCCGCUCAGCUUCCAUGGACUCACUCACCUUCGUCAAGGCCAUGGAUGACUCCAAUGUGACGGAUCACCAGAAGGUGGAGCUGCUGCGGAAGGCCGUGCAGGCCCAUCGAGCAUACACUGACCUGGCCAUCCGCGGAGAGGCCUUCGAUCGGCACCUGCUGGGCCUGAAGUUGCAGGCCAUCGAGGACCUGGUGAGCAUGCCUGACAUCUUCAUGGACACCUCCUACGCCAUUGCCAUGCACUUCAACCUCUCCACCAGCCAGGUCCCUGCUAAGACGGACUGCGUCAUGUUCUUUGGGCCUGUGGUCCCAGACGGCUAUGGCGUCUGCUAUAACCCGAUGGAGGCUCACAUCAACUUCUCCGUGUCGGCCUACAACAGCUGCGCUGAGACGAACGCUGCCCGCCUGGCGCACUACCUAGAGAAGGCCCUCCUGGACAUGCGUGCAUUGAUUCAGAGCCACCCCCGGGCCAAGCUGUGAGCCCCAUGUGCUCAGGCCUGCCAGUGCCACAGCCAGGGCUGAACUCUUUCUUUGCUGGGGGUCUCCCCGCUUCCCUUGGCUUCCCUAGAUCUGACUGAGCCAAGGGGGCAUCCCCUAGUGGGGCCCGCAGGCCCAAGCCAAGUGCCUUCCAUGGGUCAUCUCAGCACCUGGUGUGAACCUCCCUAGUCUGGAGUUGAGCUCAGAGGCUGAGCAGGUUGUAAGGCCCAGGCCCCCAGCCCAUCACCCACUUACGCCCCUCCCAGGAAAGGGAAUUAGCAAUCAACUCGACAGCAGUGGGUUUGGUUUUUUUGGGGUACCCCAUGCCAGAACGUGAGACUGGGAAAAAGUCCCUUUCCUUACCAGCUCCACAGCUGGGCUAGGCUCUGUAACUUGAUCCCCAAACUCUGAAGAACCUAGAGACAGAAGAUUACCUUGAGCCAAGGGGCCAUGGGCCACCUGGGCCUUUCUGAGCUGAACACCUGAGAUGCCAGGGUGUGGGGAUAGGGUGACGGUGAGGCCGAGGCCUCUUUCCUCCAUCCUGUGUCAAGGUACCAUUCCUGUCUGGCUGCCGUGCUCUUUUUGGAUAACGUGGCUCACAAGCCCAGACCCUGUUGCUUCCACUUGGCUUGAUUCCCUGACCAUGUUCAUGGUUGUUGUAUAAUAUUAACAUACAAGGUAAUUAAUAAAGGGAAAAUCUGUUGGUGAAGAGGUGGUUCAGCUGAGGGGUCAGGUAGGGUGGGGGCAGACGCCUGGCCUUGCACACUUCCAGCUUCCCCUGGGUCUGGAGCUGAGAUGUCCAAGCAGUGGGUCCAAGGGCUCCUCAGAGGAGCCAGGAGGAGGUGGCUGAGGUCUGGGUGCCAGGGGCCAGUUCUAACCAUAGGGCACUGGGCCAGGGAAGGUGCCAGACCCAGGGUAGUGCUCAUCAUAGCCAACUUCCCACCUAC